This is a messenger RNA of Marchantia polymorpha subsp. ruderalis, 2356 nucleotides long. The record is from the annotation of a GenBank genome assembly. NCBI's taxonomy places the organism in Eukaryota, Viridiplantae, Streptophyta, Marchantiopsida, Marchantiales, Marchantiaceae.
GCAGUGCCGGAGUCGAACGCAGUGUCGGAGUCGAACGCAGAACCGGACAGCUCCUUCGCAUACAGCGUCUCCAGCCCGUGUACUGCUUGCAAUUGCAAGCGGAGGCGAGGGAGUCACCAUCGCCGCUGCCUUCAUCGGAUCGGAUCGUUCUUGCGGAUCAAUCGCACACUCUCAUGGGCGAUUGAUUUGUGCCGUGGCCCGUUUACUGCUUGCAAUUGCAAGCGGAGGCGAGGGAGUCACCAUCGCCGCUGCAGGUGACAGUCAUCGAGAUUCAGGGUCUGUCAAGAGGGCAGUUAACCAGCAGAAGAAGGUGCAUCCUUUCUCUGACUUUAGCAGGGGCCUACCACAAUGGUCAGACAAUGAAUUGUUGUCACCUGAUGAAAUAGAGGGGCUUGAUUUGGAAAGUUUCUGGUGCCUGGUUGGAGAUCUGCAAGCGCCCAUCAUUUGAGUAGGUCGGGUUUAGUCACCAUCGCCGCUGCCUAUCGUUCUUGCGGAUCAAUCGCACACUCUCAUGUGCGAUUGAUUUGUGCCGUGGAUAAGAAAUGAGUAAGCGCAAAAAAUAUUUGACCUGCUCGCGCAAGUAUGAUCUGCCGUUGUUCUGUGCUGCGUGGACCGCUGCUGUUGUUCCAAAGCCUCGGAACAAGGAGGACGGGGCAGCAGCAGAUGAUGGAGCUGGCGUCGCGCACGUUGUGUUCGGAGGUGGAGGUGGGAAUCGGAAGAGCGGGGUGAAAAACAAAUUGCUGCUGGCUCAUUAUGAUUUUGCCUCGGACAUGCUGUCAGAAGCGGUGUAUACCCUAUCUACGGAUGAUGAUCCUCCGUAUCGUUUGGCAGUGCACCCAGGUAGCAAUAAGAUUGUCUGUUCCAUCUCCAAGGAUUGCAGGCUACUCGAGUUGAACGCCGAAGAAGACUUGAAGUUAGAAGUAUCAAAGAGAGUUGUACAGCCGCUGCAAGAUAUCGGCGAGCAAAAUUGCUUGGUUUUUAGUGGGGAUGGCACACGGUUGGCCACCGGUGGAGAGGAUGGUCAUCUUCGUGUCUUUGAGUGGCCUAGUUUGGAGUUGGUUAUGGAUCAGGCAGGCGCACAUACUGCAGUUAAAGACAUAGAUUUCAGCUUGGAUGGAUCGCUUUUGGUCUCAACCGGAGACGCUGGUCCCUGCCGUGUUUGGGACCUGUCAAAGGCGUCUGCAGUGACCUCAUUGUCGGCCAGUAAGGGUGCAAACCUUGGGCUUUGUCGAUUUUCGAGAGAUGGAACCAAACCAUUCCUUUUUAUUACUAUGAGGGAAGGCAGUAAAGGGGUGAUCUCUAUAUGGAAUUCCACAACUUGGAAAAUGUCUACUUCGAAGAGACUGUCUGAAUAUCCAAUCUCAGCCUUCGCCAUAAGCCCAGACGGGAGGUUUCUUGCAAUUGGAAAUUCCGAAGGAGACGUGAAAGUCUUGAAUGCCAACAAUUUGGGGGUUGUAAUGCAGGUGAAGAGUGCGCACAUGGUUUUUGUCACAUCCAUGGAGUUCUCACCCAAUAGCAGAGCUCUCUUGUCGGUGUCAGGUGACUCCAGUGCUCGCGUCACAGCCAUAUCGGAACCAACCAAGCGGGAAGGAUGGAGAAUUUACAUGUUGAUGUUCCUGUUGCUUUUGUUAAGCUACUGGUUCUUCAUAGUUCGCAAGCAAGACGAGGCCGGCGGGGACUUAUCUGUUCGGGCUGUGAUUAACUAUCUGGACUUAUCUGUUCGGGCUGUGUUCCAUUUGGGUGUCCGUCGUUGAAUUUCUGUCGAAGGCCCACUCUCAAAAUCGAAGUUCAGUUCGACCGAAAGGUUAGAGUUAACCUUACAUGCGCCACUGGAGGACAUUUUCACGAGUAAAUUGUAUGUCGUCCUUCUCUAUUCGUUGUAUAUGAAGACUUGAAGAAGUGAUAAUGAAAGACUUUCCCUCGCUCUCUCAGCGAAGUCAAGUGACUUCAGGAUUACCACACCGAGGAAACUUCAUGCUUGCAAGAAAUAGGGAAGUCCUUCAGGGAAGGCGAUUAGGACUGUUUUGUCCCAUAAAUUACCCGCCGCUCAUUUAAAAGCCCUCAUUGGGUUGGUUGUAUAGCAAGUUCAGUGCUCUCUGGUCUCAAACACUCCGGGAAAUGAGCAGCUUGUGUGGGAGUUGAUAGAUAAUUGUGUAGAUGAGUAACUUUACGUGUUGCAAAGAUUGAGGUAGAGAAAUCGAUCGAACGAGGUGGCAUCGAUGGCGGUUCUUUGGACUGUUAGCCACGGUUCAAUUUAGUCAACUUUAGUACCAGCAAAAGCUGGAGCCAUCAUGUACUGUACCAUGUUGCCAAAACGAGCUCUAAGUAAUUUGAAGACCAGAAGUAUCAAUCGUUG